ACCACCAGUAUCCUCAUCUUGGAGUCAAAGCUGUUGAUACGGGCAGACCAGAACGUCAUACACUGAGCAGCACAAAGGGUGGCCGUUUGCAAGACUCUCUAAGACUCUCUACAAAUACAGUAAACCAUUGAAUCGUUAAUCAUGUUGGCAGUUUGUCUCCUCACUUUCAUCGCGAUGUCGAUUACCGCAGUCCCGGCCACGACCCCGACCCCGACCACGACCCCACAGCCUCCUAAUGGAAUUCCCCAAUGUGCAAUCUUAGAGUGCCCAGUCUAUACUACAUUAGAAGAAUUUGGUUCAAAUAUGUGGAAGAGACGGCUCGAAGCACCAGGAGUUUGGGCGCGUAAGGUCGCUCCAACCUGCAGCCUAUCUGCUGUAACAGGUCUAGCCUUCUUGGACCUCCAUAACUACUUUGUGGACAACGGGAUUAAUAAAACAACACCAAUCACUGUGAGAGUCUCGGAAAACAUAGCCGCGCCAUCUUCGUGUCCCGAUCAAUCAGAAUCUUUCCCUUGCUGUGACAAAAGCUACGCACUUCUCUUCUACAUCCCUGCAGCUUCGCAAGCAACCGCCCCACCCCCACCACAGGACUCUGGGAUUGAGCUAGAUUACUUGGAACAUCCUCUGGAGUACUACGGCAUCACCUUUGGUGGGCGACCGUUCAAUCACAAUGCGACUGAGAAAUACGAACAGCUUUCUGAAUACCUUGACGAGCAGGGCUUUCUAUACGAUUCAACCACUUACUUUGUUGAAGCUUAUGACAAACCAUGGGACCCUCAGCCAUAUCGAAAUGAAAUCCGUAUUUUUAUCUAG
Molecule: messenger RNA, 813 nt
Organism: Strongylocentrotus purpuratus (purple sea urchin)
Lineage: Eukaryota; Metazoa; Echinodermata; Echinoidea; Camarodonta; Strongylocentrotidae
Exons: 6
Coding region: 142-813 (223 amino acids)
Source: RefSeq, a predicted model, not a curated record